CAGCUGUCAAAAUGGGUCUUCUCCAUAGUUGUAUGAGGAAGCGUAGUAACAAAGUUGGCAUUAUGACCGACGAAGAAGAAGAAGCAUACAAGAAAAUAGAAAGAGAACUGAAAAACGAAGAACUGGAGGAAACUAUCCAAAAAAAACCCCUGCCGUGGCUGAUGUUUAGCUCUUCACCGCUAGAAGUAGAGAGGAUGCGCACUAACCCUGCUGAGGGAAACGAAAUCUCUGAUGUUGUAAAGAAAAAAGAUGGAAUGGCUUUCAACAUUAGCCUUAAGGCUGCUCUUCCAGCAAAACUUCCACCCAUCAAGAUUACAGCUUCAAGAAUAGUUCAAGAAGAUUAUGAAACAAAAGACAAGAAAUUAACUGAGAAACUGGAGAAAGCAAAGAUAAGAAGGGAAGCAGUGCCCAAGAAGCCAAGAAUUGCAGCAAAAAGACCAAAGACAGCACAGCAUAGGGAUUCAAACGAAAUUGAUUUAUUGGAAGGAUGAACAGAGUCAAAGACUCGCCAAAUGUACUUGUUAAAGGAGAACAGAUAUUCCCAUAAUCGGCAUUUGCCUUUAUAAGAUUUUGUCUUAUCUUUCUAUGAUUGACUUGUUGGAUAUGUGUUUUUAAAUA
This is a messenger RNA of Saccostrea echinata, 618 nucleotides long. RefSeq lists its product as uncharacterized. NCBI's taxonomy places the organism in Eukaryota, Metazoa, Mollusca, Bivalvia, Ostreida, Ostreidae. The transcript has 2 exons. The record is from RefSeq and is a predicted model, not a curated record. The coding region runs from base 12 to 491 and encodes 159 amino acids.